Acanthosepion pharaonis is the source of this 1344-nucleotide messenger RNA. The record is from the annotation of a GenBank genome assembly. NCBI's taxonomy places the organism in Eukaryota, Metazoa, Mollusca, Cephalopoda, Sepiida, Sepiidae.
AUGAAGCCCGAUACUAAUGGAGAGCUGAAGCCCGAUACUAAAGCAGAGCUGAAGCCUGAUACUAAUGGAGAGCUGAAGCCUGAUACUAAUGGAGAGCUGAAGCCCAAUACUAAGGCAGAGCUGAAGCUCAAUACUAAGGCAGAGCUGAAGCUUAAUACUAAGGCAGAGAUGAAGCCCGAUACUAAUGGAGAGCUGAAGCCCGAUACUAAUGGAGAGCUGAAGCCCAAUACUAAGGCAGAGCUGAAACCCAAUACUAAUGGAGAGCAGAAGCCUGAUACUAAUGGAGAGCUGAAGCCUGAUACUAAUGGAGAGCUGAAGCCCAAUACUAAGGCAGAGCUGAAGCCAGAUACUAUUGGAGAGCUGAAGCCCAAUACUAAGGCAGAGCUGAAGCCCGAUACUAAUGGAGAGCUGAAGCCCAAUAUUAAGGCAGAGCUGAAGCCCGAUACUAAUGGAGAGCUGAAGCGCAAUACUAAGGCAGAGCUGAAGCCCGAUACUAAUGGAACGCUGAAGCCCGAUACUAAAGCAGAGCUGAAACCCAAUACUAAUGGAGAGCUGAAGCGCAAUACUAAGGCAGAGCUGAAGCCCGAUACUAAUGGAGAGCUGAAGCCCAAUACUAAGGCAGAGCUGAAGCCCGAUACUAAUGGAGAGCUGAAGCCCAAUACUAAGGCAGAGCUGAAGCCCGAUACUAAUGGAACGCUGAAGCCCGAUACUAAAGCAGAGCUGAAACCCAAUACUAAUGGAGAGCUGAAGCCUGGUAGUAAUGGAGAGCUGAAUCCCGAUACUAAUGGAGAGCUAAAGCCCAAUACUAAGGCAGAGCUGAAAACCGAUAAUAAGGCAGAGCUGAGAUCUUCUUCCACUGCUUUCUUUUCAUCGAUCUCAUUCUGUCGAACACACGACACAAGCAAACUGGUAUUCAAAACAAGCUUAAUAACAAUCGUGAUCCUAUCUAUCUAUCUAUCUAUCUAUCUCCAUCUGUUCAUAUCUAUCUCCAUCUAUUCGCAUCUAUCUAUCUAUCUAUCUCAAUAUGUUCAUAUCUAUCUAUCUAUCUAUCUAUCUAUCUAUCUAUCUAUCUAUCUCAAUCUAUUCAUAUCUAUCAAUCUAUGUUCAUAUCUAUCUAUCUAUUCAUAUCUAUCUAUCUAUGUUCAUAUCUGUCUAUCUAUCUCAAUCUGUUCAUAUCUAUCUAUCUAUCUAUCUAUCUAUCUAUCUCAAUCUGUUCAUAUCUAUCAAUCUAUCUAUCUAUCUAUCUAUCUAUCUAUCUAUCUAUCUAUCUAUCUAUCUCAAUCUGUUCAUAUUUGUCAAUCUAUGUUCAUAUCUAUCUCAAUCUGUUCAUAUCUAUCUAUCUAA